CCAGCGCCAGUACAGCCACCCCCACUCAAACCCCAGGCCCCCCUGGCUAUGAACCCUCCAACAAGACCUGGGACAGCAGCAUCCCAGAUGUCAAGAGAGAGCAGCCCACAGAGAAUCAAUGGCUCGACAAAGAAACUCUCGUGGACCUCGAUUGCGUCGAGCAGGAGACCAAUCAAGUACGGCCAGGGCAAGUAUCGGUCCAUCGAGUUGGUUCCGCAGCCGAGUGAUGAUCCUGAUGAUCCUCUGGUAAGCUGACUUCCCCUUUUUGAGCGGGGACGACGAAUCCAGUGCUGACCACCCUCCUUCCAGAACUGGCCGACUUGGAAAAAGGAGCUCAACUUCGGUUCGCUCCUGCUCAUGGUCGCCAUAACUGGGGUGCUGAAGACGAUAUUUUUGUCUGUAAAUGCCCAGCUCGCUGAGGCGUACGAGGUUUCGUACACCUCGGUGGCCGCCCUGACUGGGGUGCCAUUGAUCCUGUCUGCCGUGACCGCCUUUGCCAGCCUUGUGGCUUCCCGCGUGUGGGGCAAGAGGCCGUUGUACCUGGCCUCGCUGCUCUUGGUGUUCAUCGGAACCGUCUGGAAUACCAAUGUGGCGACCAGCUAUUCCCAGUGCAUGUCAGCCAGAAUCUUUCAGGGAUUUGGAUGGGGCGCCUUUGAUGCCCUUGUUCUCGGCUCGAUCCAGGAUACCUAUUUUGAACAUGAACGUGGUCUCCGCAUCGCCAUCUACUCCAUUGUCGCCGUGACCACCACCUGGGGCCCGCCUCUCAUUGGCGGUGUUGCCUCGCAGACCGGCUCUGGCUUCAGUCUGCAGUUCACCAUCCUCAGCUCCUUCUUCGUUGUUGCAGUGCCGGCCAUAACCCUCGGCGCGCCUGAGACGGUCUUUGACCGGGCAUACACAUUGGCCCAGACGCCCGCAACGGGUGCGAGCAAGUUCAAGGCGUCCCUACCCAUCGCUCCUCGCCGUUUAUUUUCCCUUGAGGCUUUCAAUAACUAUAUCGUGACCAUGAAGCCGUACUCGUAUAGUAGCGCCUCCGACACAACCACGCUCCUCCAGGCUCCGCGCGCCUUUAUUGCCCCCACUACCGUGCUCCUCUUGCUCGUCUCAUUGCUUCCGUAUUGCACCCUCUGGGGCCUCAGCUCCUCGCUUUCGCUUUUUUUCUUUCCCAUGCCCUUCGAAUCCUCCCCUGCCAACAUUGGUACCCUCAUGACGGGCCCCUGGCUUCUCAGCACUGGCGUAGUCGCGACGUUUGCCUUCUUCAGCUGGUGGCAUACGCACUUUACGCCCAAGCUGCACGUGGCUGCCGUGGCCGGCGGCUCUCUGCUCGCCUUCAUCGGCGUGCUGACCUUUGGGCUGCACAUCGACGCCAGCAUGACGCAGCCCGAGGACGAUAACACGUCGGUCUUUGCGCUUCGGUACCUCGGCGCCAAGGUCAACUUCCCCGCCAUGAGCUUUGUCCUGGGCCUGCUGGCCGCCGGCACCUACGUGCUGGAUGCCACGGUGCGUCCGCUCAUCCGCGCCAGCACAAACUUCACGAGUUCCAACAUGGGCAUCGCCCUCCGCAACACGGCCGACAUGAGCGCCGGCGUCAGCUGCUGGCGCGCCGUGUUUGCCGGCAUCCUCGUCAUUGCCACGCCCAACGACGUGUGGUCGUGGGACGGCCUGCGCUCCCUCUGCAUCGGCGUCGCCAUCGCCCAGAUGGUCAUCGCCGCGCUCGUCGCCAGCGUUUGGUGGCUAUGGGGCGAAGACAUUCGCCGCUGGGACGGGCGCAUCAUGCGUCUCGUCGAUCUCGAGAUGCUCAAGCGCACUGGCAGCUUCUUUGACACGGACUGAAAGGAGAAAACCCUAAAACGAAAGAAAUAUGAAAGAGGAAAGCAGCAAAACAAGUCUUGUUUUUCUUGCUUCCACCGUGCUGCAAAGCCACGUAAACGAAUUUUUUACAUUAGCCCCUC
Messenger RNA from Lasiosphaeria miniovina, 1949 nucleotides. Its product is annotated as major facilitator superfamily domain-containing protein. The record is from RefSeq and is a predicted model, not a curated record. The coding region runs from base 358 to 1830 and encodes 490 amino acids. NCBI's taxonomy places the organism in Eukaryota, Fungi, Ascomycota, Sordariomycetes, Sordariales, Lasiosphaeriaceae. Gene Ontology annotation, biological process: transmembrane transport. The transcript has 2 exons. Gene Ontology annotation, molecular function: transmembrane transporter activity. Gene Ontology annotation, cellular component: plasma membrane.